UCCAGUUCACGAAUGAGAUAGAAUGCGGGCGGGGGGUCUUGUUCGCCCCCGCCUCAGUUAGAUGCCAGUCUCCCUAUUACUUCCCGGGGAGGCAGUUCCCUUCGGCCCGCAAACGCAGAGCCACGCCCCCAUCUACGGCUGCUUCCGCGCGGGGUCUUUUGGCCCCAGCGGCCGCCGUAACCCCGCCCACUAAGGAAAACGGCCCCGGAGCGACGACACCGCCCUCACCCGCCUCACCGGCAUGAAGCCCCCGCAGCGGCGGCGAGCGGCCCCGGCGCGCUAUCUGGGUGAGGUGACCGGCCCCGCGACCUGGAGCGCCCGCGAGAAGCGGCAGCUGUUACGACUACUGCAGGCCCGACGGGGCCAGCCGGAGCCGGACGCCGCCGAACUGGCCCGGCAGCUGUCGGGCCGGAGCGAGGUCGAGAUCCAGGACUUUCUCCGGCACCUCAAGGGUCGAGUGGUCCGAAAGGCCACUCAGAUGAUGCAUCCAGGUGGCCCACAGGGUCCAAGGCGCCGGGAAACACAGACCCCGGCCCCCAUCGAGGUGUGGAUGGAUCUGGCUGAGAAGAUAACAGGCCCGCUGGAGGAGGCCCUGACCGUGGCUUUCUCACAGGUGCUCACCAUCGCGGCCACGGAGCCCAACAGCCUCCUGCACUCCAAGCCCCCCAAGCCCACGCAGGCUCGUGGAAAGCUACUGCUCCUCAGCGCCCCUGGAGGGCAGGAGGACCUGGGCCCUGAGGCUCCUGGCCCCGCCCCUGAGGCCCCUCGACGGCAGGAGUCUCCUGGCCCCGCCCCCAAGACACAAGGCCCUGCCCCUGAGGCGUCCUCUGAGUCCCUGGCUGGCCCGUCCGCUGAGGAAGACUUUUCUGUGGACUUUGAGAAGAUCUACAAGUACCUGUCGUCCAUCUCCCGCGGCGGCCGAGGCCCUGAGCUUUCCGCAGCUGAGUCAGCUGUGGUCCUUGACCUGCUCAUGGCACUUCCUGAGGAGUUGUCUCGCCUGCCCUGCACCGCCCUGGUUGAACAUAUGUCGGAUAUGUACCUACACCUGAUGGCCCCCCAGCCCAACCCUGCCAGUGGGGGCCUGGGGUCUGGGGCUGAGGCUGACGGGACAGGUUCCAGGGGGCAAGAGGAGGCUGGCCAGGCCACUCCUCAGGCCCCUGAGAAUGCUGGGCCCAGCGAACCGAUACCCACUUGGCAAGCAGCUGGGAUCUGCCCCCUGAACCCAUUCCUGGUACCCCUGGAGCUUCUGGGCCAGGUGGCCACCCCUGCAAGGUGAGGGGCCCAGCACCUCACCAGACACACCAGACAUCGGUGAGCCCCCAGGCCCUCAAUCCUGCUUGGGCUGGCACUGGGUUGUCAUUGAGGAUCUUGCCACAGUGGAAGGUCCCUGGCGCAGUGUGCAGUAUAGGUCGCCUAUAAGAUGCUCGAUACAGCAUGGGUCUCAGAAAUGGAAGCACAGGGAAUUCCCUGGCGACCCAGUGGUUGGACUACACGCUCUCCCUGCCGAGGGCCUGUGUUCAAUCCCUGGUCGGGGAACUAAAAACCCACAAGCUGUGCAGCAUGGCCAAAAAAAAAAAAACGAAGCAAAGUUGUACAGGGUUUCAGCCAUAGAACUGGGGUGAGGGGGUUCCAGCCAGAUGGCUGGGCUAAAAUCACCCUCAAAUACUCCCCCCACUGGUUCCUCAUCCCUCCUGAAGUCCUGUAUCCAGUGUCCUGUAACUGUGAAUAAAGUUCUGGUCUAUCCCCCUGGC
Molecule: messenger RNA, 1751 nt
Organism: Balaenoptera acutorostrata (minke whale)
Lineage: Eukaryota; Metazoa; Chordata; Mammalia; Artiodactyla; Balaenopteridae
Gene: SNAPC2
Product: small nuclear RNA activating complex polypeptide 2
Exons: 5
Coding region: 242-1276 (344 amino acids)
Biological process (GO): snRNA transcription
Cellular component (GO): nuclear body
Molecular function (GO): RNA polymerase II general transcription initiation factor activity
Source: RefSeq, a predicted model, not a curated record